CACAUCCUACGUCACUACCUGCGUUGGACCCUUUUUUAGCGUCAUUUAGCACGCGUCUCUUGGUUGCAGUUUGGCCUGCUGUCGGCGCCCGAAAAGUAUCGUUCCUGGUCUUGACUUUAGGUGUUCCUUUGUAUUCCAUCUCGAUAUGGCAGCCGCCCCGGCACCGGUUAGGAAACGACUCCUGAAGGAGGAAGACAUGACUAAAGUGGAGUUCGAGACGAGCGAGGAGGUGGAUGUGACUCCAACCUUUGAUACGAUGGGCCUGAGGGAAGACCUCCUCCGCGGCAUCUACGCUUACGGUUUCGAGAAACCCUCCGCUAUCCAGCAAAGAGCGAUUAAACAGAUCAUCAAAGGAAGAGACGUCAUUGCACAGUCUCAGUCUGGCACGGGCAAAACGGCAACUUUCUGUAUCUCCGUACUGCAGUGCUUGGAUAUUCAGGUUCGUGAAACACAAGCACUCAUCUUGGCACCAACCCGAGAAUUGGCUGGGCAAAUACAAAAGGUCCUCCUGGCUCUGGGCGACUACAUGAACGUGCAGUGCCACGCCUGCAUCGGUGGGACAAAUGUCGGCGAGGACAUCCGGAAGCUGGAUUACGGACAGCACGUUGUUGCAGGGACCCCAGGACGCGUGUUUGACAUGAUCCGCAGGAGGAGCCUGAGAACCCGUGCUAUCAAGAUGCUGGUUCUUGAUGAAGCCGAUGAAAUGUUGAACAAAGGUUUCAAAGAGCAGAUUUAUGAUGUGUACAGAUACCUGCCACCUGCUACACAGGUGUGUCUGAUCAGCGCCACGUUGCCACAUGAAAUCCUGGAGAUGACCAACAAAUUCAUGACGGACCCCAUCCGAAUCCUGGUCAAACGUGAUGAGUUGACACUAGAAGGCAUCAAGCAGUUUUUCGUGGCUGUGGAAAGAGAAGAAUGGAAAUUCGACACGCUGUGUGACCUGUAUGACACUCUGACAAUCACGCAGGCUGUCAUUUUCUGUAACACCAAGAGGAAGGUGGACUGGCUGACCGAGAAGAUGAGGGAGGCCAACUUCACAGUGUCCUCGAUGCAUGGAGACAUGCCACAGAAGGAGAGAGAAUCCAUCAUGAAAGAGUUCAGAUCGGGUGCAAGCCGAGUUCUCAUAUCCACAGAUGUCUGGGCCAGAGGUCUGGAUGUGCCCCAGGUGUCCCUGAUUAUCAACUACGAUCUGCCCAACAACAGAGAAUUGUACAUUCACAGAAUUGGACGAUCAGGGCGUUAUGGGCGUAAGGGUGUUGCCAUCAACUUUGUCAAGAAUGAUGACAUCCGAAUCCUUCGGGACAUUGAACAGUACUACUCAACGCAGAUUGACGAGAUGCCAAUGAACGUUGCGGACUUGAUCUGAAGAAGCUGGAAGAUAUUGAGGCCUGGAAUUCCAGUAUAUCUUUGUUUGGGACUUUUUAUAUUAAAACCUUGAGUUUCAGACCCUGCUUUUGUUUUUUUUAAGUUUUAUUGGUAAGAAUCUUUUGCAUCUUUUACAAUAGUGGAUAUUGUAAUAUGUCACUGCUUAUAUUAGACUUGUAAAUAAAGUAUUUGAUUAAUGAUUCACUGUGAUCCAUUUUAUCUUGCUCUGUAAUAAAAGGACUGCCCAGUGCUUAA
This is a messenger RNA of Lepisosteus oculatus (spotted gar), 1620 nucleotides long. It is a transcript of the gene eif4a3, whose product is annotated as eukaryotic translation initiation factor 4A3. Gene Ontology annotation, cellular component: catalytic step 2 spliceosome; nucleolus. NCBI's taxonomy places the organism in Eukaryota, Metazoa, Chordata, Actinopteri, Semionotiformes, Lepisosteidae. The record is from RefSeq and is a predicted model, not a curated record. Gene Ontology annotation, molecular function: RNA helicase activity; ATP binding; mRNA binding.